Penicillium cosmopolitanum is the source of this 2568-nucleotide messenger RNA. RefSeq lists its product as uncharacterized. Lineage: Eukaryota; Fungi; Ascomycota; Eurotiomycetes; Eurotiales; Aspergillaceae. Bases 1 to 2568 code for a protein of 855 amino acids. The record is from RefSeq and is a predicted model, not a curated record. The transcript has a single exon.
AUGUUCCCCGAUGGAACGAUCCAAGGCGAAGCAGCGGAAUACUAUCAAGCCUGCGCCCACGAACUAUUCAGCAAAACACCUUUCUUCGAGUGCUAUAACCACAUCUGCUCUAUCACACCACCCGGAGCCAUUAUAUCGCCUGCAGAUUCAUGUCCGGGAGAAACGCGCGAUAGAGGGCUCAUCUUUGCCGAAGCUCACGGUGACAAUGCAGCGGAAGCUGGGAAGGAUCGUGGAAUUGCGACUUCGGAGGGAGGAACGAAAGGUUUACUUAUUGAUGUUGACUCACCGAAGCCAGACGAACAUACGAAGGAGGUGGCGGUCUCUUCGCCGGCGUCAAGCUCCAGCUCGGAUUCUUGGGACUCGCCUUUGAGGGAGGAUAAGGAUGAUGAGAAACAUUUCCCUGUACCGACGCAGGAUUCGUCGAGGGGUCUCGUUCCAGAGCCGCAAUCACAGCCACAGGCUCAGCCGGAGCAGGUUCAACCACCUGUGCCGGAACCCUUUCAACCUCCUCCCCAAGCUCCUGUCUAUCAGCCGCCUCUGCAGGAACCUAUAGCACCACCGGCUCCAGCACCAGCGCCUAUCUACCAACCUCCGGCUCCCGAACCUGUACCGCCACCUCCAAUGCCUCCUCAAGAGAUACCCCCAGCCCAACCUCCACAGAUCAUACACAAUUAUUAUGGAGCACCUCAAGAGCCGGCACCUAUGCAGCAGCCUGUUCCUAAUUAUGGGCCUGUUUUCCCUCCACAUAAUGAAAUGCCACCACCCCAGCAAUUCCAGCCGGAACCACAACAGUUUCAUCCUCAACCGCAAGCUCAGGUAUCUGACUGGCCAAGAGCUCCUCCUCUUGCUACAGAUCGGGGUUUGGGACAAGAGAGAUCCGAGGACACUGUGUCUGACCCGCCAGCACAUUCAAACGAACCCAUCUCUCCAGGCUUCCAACGUGCAGCGGCAGGCCCAGGUGCUAUCCAGCUAUCCGAAGUGAGUCGCAGCGGGAACCACGAGACGAGCCGUGAUACGAACCAUGAUAUCAACGCACCAGCUCCGGCAUAUACUCAAUACCCCAGGGAAGAUCACCAAGAAGUCCGUCUCCCUCCACAGUACGAUCUACACCAUGCACCAGGCACAUCAGAAAUGAACCCCGAUGGCCGGGUAGCCCCGAUGGAAGCCCGACGCCGCAGACUAGAACGUGAAGACGCAGCCGGGAGAAAAGUCGGUGGAUUCUGGCGCGGCCGCGGCUGUUUCAGCAACAAAGGUUGUUUUGGACGACCAGGGCGAGAAGGCCGUCUCCGAAGACGAUGGUAUCUAGGAAUAUGUACCUUAUUCCUAAUAAUCAUCAUCGUUGCAAUCGUUCUCGCAACAACCCUGACCAGAAAAGGAGACGAUACCCCCGUCCAGUCCAACUGGCUCAACCUAACCGGCUACCCACCCAUGCCAACUGGAAUCGCCACGAUCGCAGGCACAGAGACCCAAGAUUCGACAUCGACAUGUAUCCAGCCCUCGUCACUAUGGAGCUGCGCUCUGCCAAAGGACCAACAAUCCGAUAACAAGCCCUACAAAGGCGACGAGCCUACCUUUCGCAUCCAAAUCCUCUUCCGAAACGGCUCAUACGAGAACAGCACCGCCGUCAGCACAUCUUCACGAAAAUUCCGCCGUGGAGAAAUCGACUGGACUCCAUCGCCAGAAACACCCGCUCUGGCCGAACAGUCCUUUCUGGGAAAUACCACAGACGGAAACUCAGCACCCUACGUCGGCGAAGAAACACCCUUCUACAUGACCAUCCUCUCCCCAGCACACCUAUCCACAGCAGAUAUCUACCGAAGAGCCAAUUCCUCCUCAACCUCAACCUCAAAUUCAACCUCCACCGGAAUAAAAGCCUCAAACCUUACAAACAUCUUCCCACCACCACAAGAAUCAAACAACGGAACCCCAUCCCCAGCAACCCUCUACCCCCUCGUCUCCUCCCAACCAAUUCGCCUCUACAACCGCAACAAAGACAACGAACACUACGGCUUUUACACAUACUACGACAAAUCAAUCUUCCUCUCCUCAAGAUCCCCACUAGACAACAGUCCCAUAGACAAAAACACCGACGACACCGAUGGCGGAAGUACACAAUCCGACUCCGUGACCCGGUGUACCUGGUCCCAAACGCGCUUUCUUGUGCAAAUUUGGACGAGACCAGAUCGGAUGAACAGGAAUUUACUUCCCGCUAAUGGGGGUGGUGGUGGUGCGGGGAGCACAGGCACAAGCACGACCGCAUCUAGUUCAACGGCAACGGCAACAUCGUCGACGGCAACAUCAUCCUCCUCAGCAACGGAUUAUACUCGACCCGGUUCAUUCCCGUACCCAGUCACAAUCACACUGGAUAGACACGGCGGCGAUGAAGUGAAGAAAUUAGUUUAUUGUUAUGGGCUUCUAGAUGGCGGGGAGAAAUAUAAUGUUACGGAAAAAUUGCUGCAGGUUGAGGAUCGGGGUGUUGGGGGGGGACUUUGGUUAAUCCUGUCACCGGGGGUGAUAAAAAUGAUCAACUUCCGGGGAUUGAUGGGGGAGUGGAGGGUGUGGGUGUGA